Cariama cristata (Red-legged seriema) is the source of this 4318-nucleotide messenger RNA. Its product is annotated as BCL-6 corepressor-like. The record is from RefSeq and is a predicted model, not a curated record. Gene Ontology annotation, molecular function: transcription corepressor activity; protein binding. Lineage: Eukaryota; Metazoa; Chordata; Aves; Cariamiformes; Cariamidae. Gene Ontology annotation, biological process: negative regulation of transcription by RNA polymerase II. Gene Ontology annotation, cellular component: nucleus.
AACGCCAACGUGGAUUGCGUCAAGACUGCCAGGAGCUCUGCGGAGAGCACCACCUCGGUCAUACAGCACGUCGGACAGCCCGUUGCCACCCCUGCGAAACACAGCAAUAAGGUGGCCAAAUCCUGUGGCCAGGAAGCCAAUUUCAAGGCAAGCGAGACCGCCUUGGCCUCCAGCCCCAUCUUCCUGCCGCCCAACGAGGCGUUUCGCUCCCCGCCUCUGCCCUACCCCCGGAGUUACCUGCCGUACCCGGUGCCGGAGGGGAUAGCCAUCAGCCCCCUAUCCCUCCACUAGCCAUCACCCCUCUCCCUCCACGGGAAAGGACACGUCUAUCCGCACCCCGUCUUGCUGCCCAACGGCAGCCUCUACCCCGGCCACCUGGCUCCCAAACCCGGCCUCCCCUACAGCCUGCCGGCGGGGCGAGGGGAAUUCAUGACCUACCAGGAUGCGCUGGGGAUGGGGAUGGUGCACCCCAUGCUGCUGCAGCAUUCGGCUUUGGAGAUGAGUAAGGAGGAGAAGGUGGAAAGGAGGUCACGGUCUCACGAGAGGGUCCGCUACGAGGACCCGGCUCUGCGGGGCCGGUUGCCAGAGCUCCUGGAGAGCAGCGGGAAGGGGCAUUUCGAAGUACCCGGCGACAAGAGCGUGAAAUUGCACCAGAGCUCUGGCCACGGUAAAAACUCGACCAAAAGCGACAAACACCUCUUCCCGGAUCUCCUGCGAGACGAGCAGGAGGCUAAAAGUGAAGCCAACGUAACGAAAGCCAGCUUUGCUACGGAAAGCAGUAAUCAGGCUAAUGACCCUACAAAGCACAAGGUAGAGCAGGCGUCGCAGCACAGAGAUUUUAUUGUAAUGAGAGAGGAGUUUGGAAGAAGUAAUGAUCUUCAUGAAACCUAUAAUUUCAAGCAAGCCCAGAGUUCAUCGGUUUUCAGCUUAAGGAAAGAAGAUUUAUCUGUGAGCCAGCCUAAAGAGAGAGUGACGGUCCAGCCUUCGCCCGUUUUCUUGGAAAGCGCUCACGAGAGCGAUGCUCCGGCUCUGGCUUUUGGCAAGGUGCAGGAGGACGCGAAGCCGUUCUGCAUGGGGACCGCGCCGCCGAGCAUCGACGCCAACCAGCCCUAUACCAAAGAUGGAGCCGACGACGCAGAAUCUGCCGAUGGCAAAAUACUGAAACCCAAGCCGUCUAAGUUGGCCAAGAGGAUCGCAAACUCUGCCGGUUACGUAGGUGAUCGAUUCAAGUGUGUGACGACGGAACUGUAUGCGGACUCCAGCCAGCUCAGCCGGGAGCAGCGGGCGUUGCAGAUGGAAGGAUUACAAGAGGACAGUAUUUUAUGUCUACCUGCUGCUUACUGUGAGCGUGCAAUGAUGCGCUUCUCAGAGUUGGAGAUGAAAGAGAGAGAAGGCCAAACAGCUACCAAAGACUCAGAGGUCUGCAGAUUCAGCCAGGCAGACUGGGAAAACUUGAAAGGAAGCAGUGAAAAGAAGCCAAAGUCUGUCGCUCUGGAAGAUGCCAUUGCUGACCAAAAUGACAAUGACAGAUGUAACUUUACUAGUACAGAAAACAACCAAGGUCACUUUCUUGAAACUCCGGAGGAAAAAGAUCUCUCAAAUGAGAAAUGUUAUUUAGAGAGACAUUCUAUAUAUGAAAAAGCAGAAGACCAGCCAACGGAAGAUAUUGGCCAACAUCCAUGUCCACGUCUGGAGAGGAAGCGUAAACACUCUGGUGAGAGAGUGCAAAAUGAUGGCAGCCAAAAUGAAAACUUUGUGGAUGAACUGCAGGAUGAACUUAUAUCAAAAGCAAAAAAGAAGAAGAGCUCCAAAGAUGACUGGCCUGAGAGGGAAAUGACAAACAAUUCCUCUAACCACUUAGAAGAGCCCAAUUGUAAUGAGGUGACCAACCUGAAGGUGUGCAUUGAAUUAACAGGGCUCCAUCCCAAAAAGCAGCGUCACCUGCAGCAUCUUAGGGAACUGUGGGAGCAGCAGGUGUCACCUGAGAGAUCCCCGUCCGGCAAGUUGGGCCGGCAAAGCAGGAAAGAUUUAGCUGAGGCUGUUCAGCCAGAGGCCACUGCAAAGGUCAAAGACUUCACAGAAGAAAGGCACACCAAGAAAAGGUCAGAGGCCAAAAGCAAUAGAAGUUGGUCUGAAGAGUCCCUCAAAACAAGUGACAAUGAACAAGGCUUGCCCGUAUUCCCAGUGUCUCCGCACAUGAAGAGCCUUUCAUCCACCAAUGCAAACAGCAAAAGGCAGGCUCAGCCAAGCUGUACUCCAGCCUCGAGGUUGGCUGCCAAACAGCAGAAAAUUAAAGAAAGCCGGAAGACAGAUGGGCUGUACACAGACGAAGAGGAGGAUUUCCAACAUGCAUCUCUGCUGCAGAAAUACAGCGAGUGUGAGAAGCCAUCAGGGAAACGUCAGUGUAAAACAAAACACUUGGCACUGCAGGAGAGGAGAAGGAGGUCAUCUCUGACAGGGGAUGACACCACAGAUAUCGAAAAUGCUGAAGAUAAGGUCACGGUAACGAGGAAAGUCAGGAAGAGACCGGAGCCGACUUCAGACCGCGACUCCUCGCCAGCCCGACCCAUGCCACCCGAGGCACGGAGACUCAUUGUCAAUAAGAACGCGGGGGAGACGCUGCUGCAGCGGGCGGCACGCCUGGGGUACGAGGAAGUGGUUCUGUACUGUUUGGAAAACAAGGUGUGUGAUGUGAAUCAUCGUGACAACGCGGGUUACUGUGCCCUGCACGAGGCCUGUGCCAAAGGCUGGCUGAGCAUCGUGCGGCAUCUCCUCGAGUACGGGGCUGACGUCAACUGCAGCGCUCAGGAUGGAACCAGACCGAUCCAUGACGCAGUCGAAAACGAUCACUUGGAAAUUGUCCGGCUGUUACUGUCUUACGGUGCUGAUCCAACGCUCGCGACCUACUCUGGGAGGACCAUCGUGAAAAUGACCCACAGUGAGCUCAUGGAGACCUUCCUCACAGAGUAUUUAACUGACCUGCAAGGUCGAAGUGUUGAUGACCCUGGUUUGUACUGGGAUUUCUAUGGCAGCUCAGUGUGCGAUCCAAAAGAUGAAUCUGGAUUUGAUGUCUUGGCAAAUCCUCCUGGCCCAGGUGAUGAAGAUGAAGAUGGCUUUAGCGAUGUGUUUGAAUUUGAAUUUUCGGACGAGCCUCCCUUGCCAUGUUACAACAUUCAAGUGUGUCUCUCUCAGGGACCGCGGAACUGGCUUUUGCUCUCGGACGUGGUGAAGAGGCUAAAAAUGUCAUCUCGCAUCUUCCGCUGCAACUUCCCCAGCCUGGAAGUUGUCACCAUCACGGAGGCAGAGUUUUACAAACAGACUUCCCUCAGCCAGUUGUUCUCUUGCGCUACGGACCUUGAAGCUUUUAACCCGGAGAGCAAAGAGCUAUUGGACUUGGUAGAGUUUACGAGCGAACUCAAGACUUUGCUCGGCUCCUCGCUUCACUGGUUGCAUCCGCACGAGGACCCUCCCUUCGACAUCCUCUGGUGAACCAUCAGGCCAUUUAAUGUACAGUGCUCUAUACAGUUACUUCUUUAUGUAUAUGUGUUCAAAUGCAAUUGUUUCUGUAAAGAAAGGACACUAUUAAAUAUGAAAAUAUCUUUCCUUUAUAUAAGAGAUCUGAAUUCCAGUUGGAUGGAUUUUGGAAGAAUUUUUUUUUAACUUCAAUCAGUUUUUACAAAAUUGUUAUAUAAUGUUUCUUUAAAUGCACACAGGCUUUGGGAUAAGUUUGUUAUUACUCGGAACACAUUUUUUUUUUUAAAGGACACACCCACACAUUGACUUUGUUUCAUACAAAGCACUGAUUACACAGAACAUACUUUUUCUAGGUGAUGUGAUCAAAGUCGUGUGGCUUGUUUGGGAGAUAGAAUUCGGUAAGGCACUUGCUGAUAAUUAUUUUUGUUUUUUUGUUUACAGAAUUACCUGCUUUGGCCAGGUAAGCACUAUUGAAUAUAAUUCAAUAGUUUGUAAUAUAAAUUAAACCAUAUCCAUACGCAUCAACUAAUUGUAAGAACUUUUAUAUCCUAAUUUAAAAGCUGUGAAAUUUAGUUUUCACACAUCAAACCGGAUUGUUUAUAUAUGUUUAAACAUUUUAUGCUCUUUAUUUAAAGAAGACUUUGAACUAUUUUUUCUGUACCUUGUAAAAUAUUGAAAAACUAACAUAUGUUGAAGUUGCUUGAAACUGUACAUAAACUAAAUUUUCUGAAUUGUGUGUUUAUGUUUGAGAUCUGUGUUUUAACUUUGUAAGUAAAUCUCCUGCCUUUGUAUUUAUAUUUUACAAAAAUUUUCUUAAAGGCAAUAAAACUGUUGAGAAAUGAAG